Arachis ipaensis is the source of this 522-nucleotide messenger RNA. NCBI's taxonomy places the organism in Eukaryota, Viridiplantae, Streptophyta, Magnoliopsida, Fabales, Fabaceae. The record is from RefSeq and is a predicted model, not a curated record.
AUGGCACCAUUUGAAGCUCUUUAUGGAAGGCGAUGUAGAUCACCAGUCGGAUGGUUUGAAGUUGGUGAAACCAAACUGUUGGAACCCGAUUUGGUACAAGAUGCGAUUGAAAAAGUUCGCUUGAUCAAGAAACAUUUAUUAGCAGCUCAAAGUAGACAGAAGGCCUAUGCUGAUCAUAGGAGACGUAACUUAGAAUUCUCGGUGGGUGAUCAAGUUUUUCUUCGAGUGUCACCUAUGAAGGGUGUGAUGAGGUUUGGCAAAAAAGGCACAGUGGCGUAUCGCUUGGCACUACCACCUGAUUUGGCUAUGAUUCAUCCAGUAUUCCACGUGUCUAUGUUAUGUAAAUAUCUUCAUGAUCCAUCUCAUGUACUUACUCCCCAAUCAGUGAAAUUGAAAGAGGAUUUAUCAUUUGAAGAAGAACUUAUUGCUAUAAUUGAUCGACAAGUAAGGAAGUUACAUUCUAAAGAAGUAGCCUCUGUAAAAGUAGUCUGGAAGAACCAUUCGGAGAAAGAAGUAACCUAG